AUGAUUUCUCAAGUUGCAGACCCCGUGGUCGAGUCCGUCGACGAGAAGCACAAGGGUCGGAACGUCAGUGAUGUAGUUUCAGGGACAGACUCCUCGUCUGACAAGAGUCCAGAACCGCACCAGGUGAGGAAGGAUGAGGGUGAUGAUGACGACGGGGCCAGUCUACCCAGCAUAGAGGUCCUUCACGCUGCUGGUGUUGGCCUUGACGAGGACGACCCAAACCAGCCUUGUCUCACAAUCAGGAUGUGGGUCAUUGGUAUCGCCUUUUGUAUAGUUGGUAGUGGAGUGAACGCACUAAACACCAUGAGGAUUCCGAGCACCACUCUGUCACAGUCGGCCAUUCAGUUCCUUGCUUACCCCAUCGGCAAAGCCUGGGAGUAUGCUCUUCCCGACUGGGGCGUCACCAUCUUUGGGUCGCGCAUCUCGUUGAACCCGGGACCGUUCAAUGCCAAGGAGAACAUCCUAAUUUACAUCCUUGCCAACCUGAGCUUCUUCAGUCGUCUCAGCGUCGAUGUCCUCAUCGAGCAAAGAGUCUUUUAUGGACUUGAGGCUGGUUGGGGUUUCGAGCUGCUGAUGACGGCAACGACUCUCAUCUUUGGUUUUGCCCUCUCAGGAAUAUUUAGAAAGCUGGUCGUUGAGCCUCCGAGCUUGAUGUGGCCCGGUGUUUUGGGCAACACGGCGUUGAACCACACAUUGCACUCGAAGGAAAAGAUGGUGUCGGAAAGCCGGUGGAAGAUGUCCAGAUACAAAUUCUUCUUGAUUGCAUUUUGUGCCUCCUUUACCUGGUACUGGUUCCCCGACUUCCUCUUCCCUGCCCUCUCAUACUUUACCUUCAUCUGCUGGGCAGCACCAAACAACGCCGUGGUCAACCAGGUCUUUGGCAUGAAGAGUGGCAUGGGCUUGAUGCCGACCACGUUUGACUGGGCACAGGUCGCAUACAUCAACAACCCCUUGGUCGUUCCGCCGUGGGCCAUCAUGAACGUCUUUGCCUCGCUCGUGAUAUGGGUCUGGAUCUUGGCCCCGAUUCUCUACUACACCAACACAUGGAAUCUUGCCUACCUACCCUUCCAGGACAACUCCAUAUUCGAUAACACGGGCAAGUCGUACAACGUGUCCCGAGUCAUCGACAAGCAGGCGGGCUUCACGUUCAACGCUACCAAGUAUGAGAGCUACUCGGAGAUCUACAUGCCCGCCACCUACGCCAUCAGCACAUUUGGCCUUUGCUUUGCCACCAUCACGUCCCUGUUCGUCUGGCUGCUCCUGGAGAAGCGCGACAACUUAUCGUCGGCCAUCAGCUCGUCGUGGUUCGCCCGUCGCUUCAUGCCAUCAAAGUACCAGCCGCCGAAGCCAAGCCCACAGCCUCAAUACCGCGUCGCACCGACCUGGUGGUACGUCGCCGCCGGUCUGGUCGCCCUGGCCUUUGGCAUCAUCUCGUGCGAGGUCUAUCCUGUCCAGCUGCGGUGGCACGGAGUCAUCUUCUCCUUCUUCAUCUCCUUCGUCUUCUUCCUCCCGCUCGCCUGGGUCUACGCCACCACCAACAUCAAGAUCCAGAUCGAAAUCAUCUGCAGGGUCAUUGCCGGUUACGCCUACGAGGGCAAGGUGCUCGCCAACAUUUGGAUCUUCAACCUGGGCUACAUCUCGGGCAUCAAGGGCCUCGCCUUUGCCCAGGACCUCAAGCUGGGACUUUACUGCAACGUGCCUCCUAUCAAGCUCUUCAUCGUCCAGGUCGUGGGCAUCAUCUUUGCCACGCUGUCCCAGGUCACCGUGCUAAACUGGGCCCUGGGCAGCAUCCCGGGCAUCUGCACCACCAAGGCCGAGAACGGCUUCACCUGCCCCUUCAGCCGGACGCACUUCAACACUUCCAUGAUCUGGGGCGCCGUGGGACCGCGCCGAUUCUUCGGCCCGGGAGCCCUCUACACGCCGCUGCUGUGGUUCCUGCUCGUCGGGGCCGUCCUGCCCGUCGCCGUCUGGGCCCUGCGCCACCCGCGCGCCCUGGGGAGGUACAAGGCCGCGCGCUGGCUCAAGCACAUCCACGUCCCCGUCUUCCUCGGCGGCCUCAACUACAUCCCUCCCGCCACGGGUGCAAACUACGCCAGCUGGGCCGUCGUGGGUCUGGCCUUUGGCCUCUUGAUGCGCCGCAGGGCGUCCGAGUGGUGGAGCCGCUACAACUUUGUGCUGGCCGCUGCCCUCGACUGCUCCGUCGCCAUCGCGGGAGUCGUCAUCUUCUUUGCCAUCUUUUACACGGGCGUGGGUGCCAAGUUUUCGUGGUGGGGGACGAAUGUGUACCAGAACACUUGUGACUGGAAUGGAUGCCCUUAUUUAAGUCUGCCAAAGGGCCAGAAGUUUGGGCCUUGA
Molecule: messenger RNA, 2355 nt
Organism: Pyricularia grisea
Lineage: Eukaryota; Fungi; Ascomycota; Sordariomycetes; Magnaporthales; Pyriculariaceae
Exons: 6
Coding region: 1-2355 (784 amino acids)
Biological process (GO): transmembrane transport
Molecular function (GO): oligopeptide transmembrane transporter activity
Source: RefSeq, a predicted model, not a curated record